This is a messenger RNA of Coffea arabica (coffee), 1554 nucleotides long. RefSeq lists its product as uncharacterized. Gene Ontology annotation, molecular function: zinc ion binding. The record is from RefSeq and is a predicted model, not a curated record. Lineage: Eukaryota; Viridiplantae; Streptophyta; Magnoliopsida; Gentianales; Rubiaceae.
AUGCAGCUUUAUAGAGCAAAGCAAAAGGCACAAGAUAUUAUUGAUGGUAGCCACGGUGAUAGCUAUAGCUUGCUGCCAAAGUAUUGUGUCAUGAUUAUGAAUACAAAUCCUGGUAGUAUAGCUAAGAUUCAAUUUGAAAUGACUUUGGGAUCGGCUGUUCCUUCAGUUAAAAGAAUGUUUGUGGGGUUAGAUGCACUAAAGAAAGGAUUUUUUGGUGGCUGCCUUCCUUUCAUAGGAUUUGAUGGAUGUCACUUGAAAGGGCCGUAUGGAGGGGUUUUACUUUCUGCAAUUGGUCUAGAUGGAAAUAAUGGAUUGUAUCCUAUUGCUUAUGCCAUUGUUGAGAGUGAGAAUAAAGAAAGUUGGAUGUUUUUCUUUGAAUGGUUAGCUGCAAUGCUUGAUGACUUUCGAAGGGAUAGGCCUUGGACUUUCAUGACUGAUAGGCAAAAGGGACUGAUUGAAGCCAUUAACUCUAAGGUACCAUGGGCAGUGAACAGAAAGUGUUGCAGGCAUAUAUAUAGCAAUUUUAGAGGCCAUUUUCCAGGAGUUAUGCUUAGGCAAUUAUUUUGGCAAGCUUCCAGGGCUUACACUGAAGUAAACUUUAAGGAGGCUAUGGCCAAAAUUAAGGAUUUAAAACCUGCAGCCCACGAGUGGCUGGAGAAAAUUCCUUAUCACCUGUGGUCUAGGCAUGCUUUCCCCACAGAUUUGAAGAAUGAUCACAUCACAAACAACAUUGUUGAAUCUUUCAAUCAUUGGAUAGGAGAUCUAAGGGGUAAGAAUGUGUUAACAUUGCUGGACAAUAUUCGAUCUAAGUUGAUGAGUAGGCUGUUAAAAAGAUUUGAAAAAGGCUGUCUUUAUAAGAAUAAUGUGGUUUCAAAUGUGAAAAACAGACUUAAUGUAUGGAACUUGUCUGGAAUACCAUGCAAGCAUGCAACAGCUGUUCUUAUUAACAAGAGAGAAGAUUUGGAAAGUUAUUGUGAUUUUAGCAAGACAAAAGAAUUUUACAUCAGAGCAUACAAUGAAGUCAUUCAUCCAAUCCCAGAUGUAAAGUUUUGGCCACCUAUUGAAGUGAAUCCUUCAAAAGUACUACCACCAGUAUUUAGAAGAAAAGCUGGCAGGCCAAGAAAGGCCCGGAGAAGGGAGCAAGGAGAAGCACCAACUAUAGGCCAAGGAAAAAGAUCAUCCACGCUGAAUGGAAUGGAACCCCGUGUAUCUACUGGAACUAGCAUACCAACAUCUACUUAUUGUCCCACACAAGAAUCAGUUACUCUACCUGCUGGAAGUACACAACCUCCCAUUGAAGUCUCUCAGGGAGAAAGCAAUACUAGACAUGUUGCUUUAUCUCAAACACCUGAAGAAAUGUUUGGGAGUUCAAGAGCUUCAAAUCUACCGGGCAAAAAUCUUGCUGCUAUAGUCAUUGGAAGAAGAUCAGUUGCUGGCAACAACAAUGGAGGGUCAAUAUUAGGAUCUAUUCCUACUUCAGCACAACCAAGGCCUACAUCAACAUUGCCAGCAACUUCUGAAAAAAAUUCUCAAUCUAAAUAUGCAAUGUUCUAG